UGCUGGAAUUGUGCCUCUGUAUCCUUUAUAUAUGGUUUAACCUGCAUGAAUGACAUUAAUCAUAUGUAUAAAUGGGAUGCUAAACAACCGCAUAGUCAUGUUUUUAAAACGUAUUCUUUUGCAGUAAUUAAACAGUUUAAUGCUCUAAGGAAUGUUAAACAUAAUAUGAUGUGAUUGACACAUCUAAUAAAGUCUUGGUAUGUUGCGACUUAUUACGAUUAAACCAGUUCUAACUCUAAAUGUACUUUCCAGCACUAUUCUUCUCAUAGGUAAAGCGUUGUUGACUGCGAGCAUGCCAUGUCUGAUAAACGCACGCCACCUGCUUUCCUGAGGUGAAACUCUUCUGCGUGGUGAGCAGAGGUGAGCAGGGACACAGGUGACAACACUCGACUCAAAGCAACAAAACAAUUCAUCACGAGUCUGUCUGAUGUUUGUCCACAUACUCGACCGCUUUAUUUCAAAACAGGGUGUGCGUGAUCCGUGUGUUUUUGUAAGAGUGGUUUUAAGACUUAAAGAGAGGCCACGCCCCCUGUAGGCAUACCCAGAGGUGAGCGCCUAUAUUAGCCAGCUGAGCGCGCGCUCGGGAUGUGAAGUGCACUUAUCUGAGCAGGUACAGGUCCUGUCACUCUCACGCGCUGGAUUGUGUUUGACAGCUCCGCGUGGCUAUUACACCUCUCCUUCUCCGGUGUUUGCUCAAGGAGCCUUACUCAGCGGAAGCGUCUGGACAGUUAAAGUGUCACAAGCUCAGCCAAUGAAGCUGGAGGUUUUCUGCGGGGGUCACUACGACUCCAAGUCCGCGGAGCUCUGCAGCGACGCCGAGGGCAGCAUCCCGUCGCCGAUGUCCGCGGAGGAAGAGCUGGGCUCGGAUGGAGACUGCGUGGCGCACAGUCCCGCACCUGUUCCCCCGGGCGCAGAGAGCAAAGGCAAGCCCUACACCCGGAGACCCAAGCCUCCGUACUCAUACAUCGCUCUGAUCGCCAUGGCCAUCCGGGACUCGAACUCGGGCCGCCUCACUUUGGCCGAAAUCAAUGACUACCUCAUGAAAAAGUUCCCGUUUUUUAGAGGCAGCUACAUCGGCUGGAGGAACUCAGUGCGCCACAAUCUGUCUCUCAACGACUGCUUUCUCAAGGUGCUGCGGGAUCCCUCCAGACCGUGGGGGAAGGACAACUACUGGAUGCUGAACCCGCACAGUGAGUACACCUUCGCGGACGGAGUGUUUCGUCGGAGGAGAAAGCGCAUCAGCAAAAAAACAGGCAAGGAUCCAGAGGGGCCGAGCCAAGCUCCUGCUGUGGACACUAUAGUUACGCCUUCUUCCAGCGCCAAGUUUACAAGCUCCUUCGCCAUUGACAGCAUCCUCAGCCGACCUUUCAGGAAAGAGGAACGCAUAGCCGACACCUGGCACGGGGGAUAUGUCAUGCGGGGCUCCCCUGUGGCUCUUCCCCAAACGCAUGCGCUUCGGUCCUUUGGAGCCCCGGAGGACCCCGCCAUCAGCUACCGUCACCACCGGGACUUUCUCCCGUUCCAGCUGACAUCCGAGUGCCUGUCGAUCCCACACGCGUCCGCGGGCUUUCACCCCUUCAGGAUCGACUAUUUGCUGUCGUAAUAUCGCAUGGGUCUAGGAUGGGGAACUUUGGCACUUUCUCAGCACUUGUGACUUGACACAUACAUUUCAUCCUCCUGCGUAAACGGGAAAGUUUUAUGCAGAAUGUCAAGGAGUGAAAGUUGUGAACUUGGCUAUUUAAUAGCUGUAUUGUCCUACUGAGCAGUUGCGUUGUUUUAGGCUGUCGUCUGUGUAUUUAUUAGUCUUGUGUGUUUGUUUUAAGUGUGUUGAACCAGGUGCCUCAAACGAUUCUUGUAAAUGUAAUCUUGUUUCCAUACUGUUGGAGAUAAAUUAUUCAAGAGACAAGCUCACUUUGAGUUCUUACAAAGAAAGUGAGGCUCCUGCACCUAAACUGGAAUUAUUGUAUUUUUUUUUUCUGACAAAAUGCAUGUGCAUUUUAUAUUGAAUAAUAAAACAUGCUUUAAAAUCA
This is a messenger RNA of Carassius auratus (goldfish), 2030 nucleotides long. RefSeq names its product forkhead box Q1a (gene foxq1a). Gene Ontology annotation, biological process: regulation of transcription by RNA polymerase II; anatomical structure morphogenesis; cell differentiation. Gene Ontology annotation, molecular function: DNA-binding transcription factor activity, RNA polymerase II-specific; RNA polymerase II cis-regulatory region sequence-specific DNA binding. Lineage: Eukaryota; Metazoa; Chordata; Actinopteri; Cypriniformes; Cyprinidae. The coding region runs from base 752 to 1603 and encodes 283 amino acids. The record is from RefSeq and is a predicted model, not a curated record. The transcript has a single exon.